AUACUAAUAUAUAUGUUUAAUAGAUAUACUUGAAGUUUGAAUUUCAAAAGGAAGCGUAGUACACAACGAAAUAGUUGGAGGUCUGGUAUUUUCAAGUACCUACUUUCUCUCUCCUCUAUAUAUGUAUUGCCAUAAUACAUACAUGUUUGUCUGUUGUUUUGCCACUGUCCGGCAGUUCAUGUGAUUGCAGUGAUCGAUCAUGGUGAUGAUGAAUAAUGAAGAUGAUACAUGCUUGGAUUCUGGGCUGUGGCAUGCUUGUGCUGGUGGAAUGGUGCAAAUGCCGCGGUUAAACUCGAAAGUUUUUUAUUUCCCUCAAGGUCAUGCUGAGCAUGUUGCCUCUCCGAAUGUCGUCGAUUUUGGGGAUUUCCCACAAAUCCCACCUUACAUUCUGUGUCGGGUAUCCGCCAUAAGCUACAUGGCGGAUCCCGACACAGAUGAAGUCUAUGCUAAAAUGAGACUGGUUCCAUUGAUAAAUGAUGAUGGUUUUGAUUCUGAUGACGAUGAUGGAGUUAUAACCGGGUUUGAUCAAAACAAGAAUGAGAAUCAAGAACAUGCUAAUGCUACGUCUUUUGCGAAAACAUUGACUCAAUCGGAUGCUAACAAUGGCGGCGGUUUCUCUGUUCCUCGGUACUGUGCUGAGACGAUAUUCCCAAGGCUGGAUUACACGGUGGAUCCACCGCUUCAAAACAUCUUAGCCAAGGAUGUUCAUGGUAACAUUUGGAAGUUUAGGCAUAUUUACAGAGGGACCCCACGCCGCCAUCUUUUAACCACGGGUUGGAGCACUUUCGUGAACAAGAAGAACCUAGUGGCUGGUGAUUCCAUUGUGUUUCUUAGAGCUCAUAAUGGUGAUAUCUGUGUCGGGAUCCGCAGGGUAAAUAGGGGAUUCAAUAAUGGUAGAUUUUGUGGGCUCAUAAAAGAAAGAGGGAAAUUGAGCAGUGAAUCUGUGAUAGAAGCUGCAAAACUUGCAGCAAAUGGUCAGCCAUUUGAGGUGUUUUACUAUCCAGGAUCGGGAUCGAGAUCGAGCGCUCCUGAGUUUUGUGUGAAAGCUUCAACUGUCGUGGCUGCAAUGAGGAUUCAGUGGUGCCAGGGGAUGCGCUUUAAGAUGGCUUUCGAGACGGAGGAUUCAUCCCGGAUAAGCUAUUUCACGGGGACGGUUUCUUCGGUUCAUGCUACUGAUCAUAUCCAUUGGCCUAAUUCUCCAUGGAGGCUCCUUCAGGUAUCGUGGGACGAACCAGAUUUGCUACAAAACGUGAAGCGAGUAAGCCCGUGGUUGGUUGAAACCGUUCCAACCAUACCUGCAAUCCAUCUUUCACCUCCAAGAAAGAAGCCUAAACUCACCCAACCUCCGGAUUUCCCCCUAACUUUAUCGCUUAUCACCAACAACAACUACAUUAAUCCCGCUAGCAUCCAGGGAGCCAGGCAUAAUAAUAAUAAUAAUAAUAAUCCUCAAUUCGACAACAUCCUAUCUGGGAUGUUGAAUGACCCUUUGAGACUAUUCCCUUCAACAACUAAAGAAAGCAAUGGCAACGUUGAAAAGGAUAAGAAAAAACCCGUGUUCAUGUUGUUUGGUCAGCCAAUUUUUACUGAACAACAGUUAGUAGAGAGUUGGUCUGGUGAUGAUGGUUCAGUGGUCCUUCCGGUCGAAAGCAGCUCAUCUGACGAAGCUGUCCCAUGGCUCAAUGAACCAAACUCUCAUUGCAAGGCGCUCUAAUUUCAGAAGAAUUGUAGUACUAACCAAAGAUGAACCUGUCAGUGAGACAUCACAAAAGCUAACAAACAAUUCUAAUGGAAGUAGGAAGCAUGUUCUCACUAGUAGCAAUUGAUAUAGUGGCAUUUUGUCUCUUUAUAUUUUUUUUUUAAUUUCUAAUAUUGUUUCUCGGAGUUGUGGGAAAAGUCCUACUACCGAGUUUAGCGGCGAGUACAUUUUGCUUUUGCUUUUAUUAUGUAGCAUCUGAUACUCGUUUUUUGACGUCUAUUCGAUUAUCGACUGCAUUGAUCUACACGAGACUUUUUUACUAAUCAUGGUGAUCCAAAGUUCUUUAAACUUUAUAGUUUAAGAAAA
Messenger RNA from Helianthus annuus (common sunflower), 2062 nucleotides. RefSeq names its product auxin response factor 16. NCBI's taxonomy places the organism in Eukaryota, Viridiplantae, Streptophyta, Magnoliopsida, Asterales, Asteraceae. Bases 200 to 1711 code for a protein of 503 amino acids. Gene Ontology annotation, cellular component: nucleus. Gene Ontology annotation, biological process: regulation of DNA-templated transcription; response to hormone. The record is from RefSeq and is a predicted model, not a curated record. Gene Ontology annotation, molecular function: DNA binding. The transcript is spliced from 4 exons.